Pocillopora meandrina is the source of this 25822-nucleotide messenger RNA. The record is from the annotation of a GenBank genome assembly. Lineage: Eukaryota; Metazoa; Cnidaria; Anthozoa; Scleractinia; Pocilloporidae.
AAAUUGCGGAUUGACAACGUCGCGUGAGGUUACCCUAUAUUCUAUAUCAGCGAGUUUCCAGUUCGCUGGCAAAAAUUACAAUAUAAUCAUUGGGAGCGUGGGCGAGCAGAAACGUAUUCACUAAAAAAUAUACCCGCUGCUCAUUGGUUAAUUUUCCCGGGAACAGAUUUCCUUCCAUUGGUUCACGACAAAGGGCGGUUCCGCCGUCAGUCAAGUUUAGUAAUAAGCCAAUCAUGGCUCGUAAUGUUAUCACCAAUGACAACACCACUGACGUCACGUAGGAAUCAAUUUCCGAUAUAGCGAACUCGCGGCGUGUUUGAAGAAAAUUGCUUUUCCCAAAUCGCCGAGCACAUUCACUGUUUUGAGUUCAUGGUUGGUUGUUGCGGGUACCUAGAGCGUAGCUUCGUUUGUUUCUGUUACGACGAUUAAAUGGAUGAGACGGCAAAUCUAGAGGAAAGGCGAGACAACCGUCCUCGCUCGAAUACUUGGCCCCUCCCGGACCCUUCAGAAUUCACAAAAUCUGAACGAGAAGUCGAUCAGCCGAGCUUGAAACAACUCAACGACGGACCGAAGAAAAGUUCGCGAAAAAAUGCCUGGGGAAACUUGUCGUAUGCAGACUUGAUAACCCAAGCGAUUCAGAGCUCCUCAGAGCAGCGGUUGACACUUUCACAGAUUUACGACUGGAUGGUGAACACAGUUCCCUAUUUCAGGGACAAGGGAGACAGCAACAGUUCGGCUGGUUGGAAGGUAAGCUUAUUAUACAUUCCGUAUUUCCUUGUACAUUCGAACAAUCAGAUGAUUUGACUUCUUUUACAGCUGAGUGGCUCUGAAAUUUCACUUUCGCUGCAUUUUUCUGUCGACAAAUUCUAAUGUUAUUAAGUCUGUGUGCCUGUCAUUUUGUUGCAGAAUUCAAUUCGACACAAUUUGUCCUUGCAUAGCAAGUUUGUUAGAGUACAAAACGAGGGCAAUGGCAAGAGCUCCUGGUGGAUGCUUAACCCCGAUGCGAAAGGAGGCAAAACGAGUCGUAGGCGUUCAGGCUCUCUUGAUUCGGCCCCUAAAUCAGAGAGAAAGCGAGGGCGAACGAAAAAGGAGAAAAUUAAAGAAGAAGACGGCGAGUCUCCUUCAAGUCCUCGACUGUCGGUGAAUCGCGCGCGUGACGGUAGAGCAAACUCUCCGGGGAAUGUCUCGCCGACUAACAGUUCUAGUUCUGACUCGUUGCUCACAAUCCCAGAGUCCGAGUCGCCGUUACCUUUCCCUCUUAGCGAAAGCUUUGCUCGGCCGCGAACAUCAUCGAAUGCUUCGACAGUCAGCAGUCUUGGUGGUCGUUUGUCUCCCAUACCGGCUCAUGUGGAUGAACUUGAACUAUCCGUCGAAGAUCAGCAUUUACCUCCGGGUAAUUUCAACAUCUCCAGCCCCCCGAAUCCAGCUGCUGAGGAACUUACACAAAUGGCUGACUCUAUGAGUUUGAACUCGUUAGCAGCAGAAAAUAGAUUAAAACAGACUUUAACACAAGUACAACCAUCGUUACUUCCGUCAGAACCGCCACAUAAUGAGCUCGCUAUCACUGCAUCAAACGGUAUGAAUUCCAGCAUUUCGAACAGUUUUGACACUAGUUAUAAUAGAAGUGGAUAUUUACAACCCAUUCAACACCCUCAGCAGUCUCUCAGCCCAGAAAUACACUCCCCUCAGAAUAUUCCACCUUCACAACCGACCUUCCGAGAUCGGCGUGUAUACUCGCAACCCCUACAGCCUCGCUUUCAGCGACGCAACUAUCAAAGUCCACCUGAGCGGCAGAACACUACACCAGCUCGAGUGAACGACAUUUUCUGUCGCGAUCAAGAGAUGGAAGUGCAGCAUGCACCGGAGAAUAUGUUUCAGAACUUUCAGCCAAGUUAUGUUAAUGGAAACCAGUGUGGCGUUAAUAGCAUACCUCAGAACCAUCAGACCUUUAACAGUUACACCGAUCCCUUCAUUCAGCAUGUCGGGGCAGGUUCACUCAUCAUGGAAAAUGGACUUCAUUCUAUGCAAGGACAUCCAUUCACUAGAGAUGUUAGAAUGACAAAUAAUAAUCAACUGGAAUUUAUGAAUGAAAAGUUCCCGAGUGAUUUAGAACUUGAUGCCUUUCAUGGCGAUCUUGACUGUGACAUAGAGAGCAUUAUAUAUGAUGAACUAAAUAUGGGAGAUGGAGGCUUUGAUAUCAACUUGGAGCAAUUUAUCAACCAGCUGCCUAAUGUAGGAGAGUUGCGUAGUGGUCUCUACUAAUUCAGACAUUUAAUUUAUGGUUUAUAGGCGCAAUAUUUUUUUUUAUAACAGAUUGAGCCUAUGUUUUUACUUCUUCUGGUGGGUUAGUUGAGAAACUUGUACAUAAAGGGUCUCUGUAGGGUCAAGUAACUUCAGAAAAGUCGUGUCUGGGGAGCCAGAAUGAUGACUGAAGGGAAGAAGUUUGUAUUUAACCUAUAGUAAGUUAAGAUGGGUAAGGUUGUAUUAGAACUUUACAAAAGAUAUGUGGAAUUUUUCCUCAUGGGGUUAAAUUCUUCCUGAUUACGUUUUGCAUUUGUACGGCUGUGAACGAGUUCCUGUACAUCUGCACCGGAAUAAACCUUCAUGUUUACAUCCAGUAUAUCUCACAUUAUAUCACAUUGUUUAGCAAGGUUAUUAAUACUAUUUGAUGUUUUGGUCACAGUAUGGUACAUUGCAAAUAUUUGGCUUUUUUUUUCCUCUCAAAUUGCCCAUCAGUUUCUUGCCAUGUCUUGACAGUGCAGCAACUUUUGGUUUAGAGCAAUAUUCUGUUGCCUGCUUUUAUUUCCAAGAUGUAGUGAAGCUGACACUAAUUUACUGUAAGGGCCUUACAUCAGUCUCUUUUCCAAGUUGAUGCUGCAUCUCUUUAGCAUAGUAGAUAGGAAUUGAGAUGUUUUAAGUACAGUUGCAACAUGCUCCAUGUUUGCUAUGUUUUCAUUUGUUGCACAAUUCUUGCAUAAAUUGAAUUUGUACUUGUACAGUUUAGAUCAGUAUGAGAUAUUAUUUUUAGAGAGAGUAUAACUGUUUUGUUAGUUUUGCUCAAUCUUGCUAGACUCGUUGCUCUAUGUUUGCUGCAUUCUGUGCUUGAAGUCUGGCACACAAGUGUUUGAGGUGACCACUGUUUUUUGUGUGGGAAUAAUUUGAUAUAAAAUAAUACAGAAACUUAUAUAGCUGUUAAAUGAAUUGAAUUGUAUCAGUCAAAUAAAUGAAAAGUAGUUGCUUUGUAAUAUUGUGAAUAUCGAUUGGAGGAGGUGACCAAGGUUUCUCCUUUAUAGUAUGUUAAACUUGGUCAUGACGUGCACUGAGUCACAAAAAAAUUAUAUAUCAAUGCGACAUGCCUAUAUUUAUGGUAUUGGAGAUAAUAAAUUAUUUUCUGUUGGCAAGUGAUUCAGUUAUUAAUUACUUAACAACUGGGGAUGAAAAAUUUACCACAAAAUCUUAGGAGUGCAUCAAGUCUGCAGGUAUAUUAAUGGACUGCAGUGACAUGAGAGCAAGUGAACUUUAUUUUAAUUCAUGCUGUGGUUCAGUAGGGCUAGUUGAAUUCUUGAAGAAGCACAUCAUUUCCAUGUGCUUAUACAGCCUUCGCUGGAGUGAUAUAUGCAAAUAUACAGGCGAUUAUUAAGAGGUUCCAGCUAUUGUUUUGUAGCGUGAUACCCGCAGAGCAGACAGGUUCAAUUGUUACAGCCGGAGCCAAUACAAAGAUGCUUUUGUUAUAUGCAGCCAUUUAUUCCCAGCCAGCAAUUAUUUGGCGAACCCUUAGGAAACACUGAAUCAGCUGCUAGAAUUCAAAAGAAACAGAAGGUCGUCAUUCUUUGAUUGUCUCGUGACUGCCGGCAGGGCACAUGAUUCUAGUGAAUACCACCGGGCACUUGAGCCGGCCAGAGUGGAUUUAAAUUCUUCUCAUUUUACGCUAAAUUCGUCGCGCGUUGUAAACCAAGUAGUAUGCUUCAACGCUUAUGGAAUGACUCCCGCGCGCUUCCAGAAUGUUUUGUGAUGAAAAUUCUAAUGAGGAGAAAAUGAAAUGCAGAAAUGGCUUAAAAAACUUUCGUCACAGCAAAGUGGGUAUUUUGUAUCCUCUCGACAGUAUAUGAGACAUUUCCUAUCUAUUGUUCUCCACUUUUGUUUUGCUUCGUCAUGCUUGGCUAAAACCACGCUAUUCGCUGCCGAGUUGAUUCCUAAUUACUGCCGAUGGUAAAUUUGUAUGGAAGGACAAACACUGCUGAAAUAUUUUGAUAAAAAACACAAUCUCGACCUCUCACUUUCAGCUGAUAAUGUUUCAAAGAAAACAAUUAGCCACUUGCAGGUGAAUUUUCGUUGGGAUCCAGCUGUGGUUUCCGCUAUAAAGUGAGCUAGAUGAUAAUGCGACAAUCAAAUAUUUUUUGCACGGCUUGAUAUGUUUGCGCGCGCGGAUCUUUCUUGUUCCAUUCGCGCGAGAAAGAUGAGCGCGCGCGUACCAUUACGACAGCCAUGACAGAGGGAGUUUGAAAAUGCGGUCUGCCUUAAUUUGUUGAGCUCGAUGGAUCAAUUAAAACUGAUCAAACCACGAGAUAGCUGUAAGGCAAUAGUGCGAAAUGAUAUGUCGAUUAUGAUAUUUAAUCCGGCUUUUACAAGUCUGGGCAUGGUCUUGGUUUCCCACGCGAGACUUUAUUGAGCCGGACAAUGCUGCAGAUCACCGUCCAGCUUAGUUCAAUCGUUUUCGAUGUUGUUUGUGCUAUAAAGAAAGCAUAAUGCAUUUGUUAAAAAGGUAGUCUACAGAGCGAUUUGUCUCGCCUGUUCAUUUUCUAUCAAGUAUUGUAUUAUCUAUAGGGUAGGGAAAUACACAACCAAAAUAUUACUUCAUUUCUCAAAUAUCGGUGUAUAACGGACAAAAAUAAAGGACUCAACAAAUCUCGUUAAAUGUGUGGAUGUGACGAUGACAAAUUUGUUCAGCAUAGUAAAAUGACACUUGUUUGUUGCAGAGUAAUAUUUUUAAUACAUUCUUCUGUUUUCUUUAUGGAUAAAGAACAGUCAAGCUCAAGGCUGAAUGACUUUUAAUCCUCAAAGUUAGAACCCACCUCUCGUUUUGCCCUCUGUAUCCGAUUAUAUAUCCCCUACAGCUGAAAUGGAUUAUAUCAAAAAGAUUUAUUGCCUGUAUUAAUUUUCAAAGACUAUUACUUUCAAGAUUAGAAACAGUUGGGAACUUGGCGUUUUAAGAUUUUAACCCCCACCCAGUACCCCUCAGUCCUUGUUCGACCUUUGUCCCCAUGGAGAGUUUAAAAGAGGGAAUAAUUUUUUAAAGCUCUUCAUAUUUUCUUUUGAAAAUGCGUGAUAAAAAAAAAUAUUCCUCAUAUUUGUAGCACUUUCAUAUCAGUAAAUAAUUCCAUUCAGUGAUGCGUUACUACUUUUGAAAUUACAAGGAGGAAAGCAUAUGGAAGGAAAUGAUAAGAAAAGCAAAUAAAAUAGCAGGACAGCAGAAUGGGUGGCAGAAAAACGAGGGGAGGAAUUGAAAAGUAGGACAAGAGACCGGGAUGGAAUAUAAAUGAAAGAAUAAAAGAUGAAAGUGGACGCGAGAGAAAUGACCUUAAAAGGAAAUGUAUUGCGAAAGUCACAUCAAUGUCGCUCUUUGUUCACGGUUUAAAAGUUCUGCCUCUCAUGACAAUAACAUGCUUAUUUCCAAAUGAAGAGGGGUCAUGUGAAAGAUGAAUAAAUUAUGCUGAAAUAUGGCGCCUGCAAUAUUUGAUAUCAGUCUCGAUGUCACAUGCGCAGUAUGUAGUGUAUUUCGCGCGAAACACAGUUGGAGAUUCAACUUAUAUAGCUAAAUAUUGUUUACAAAUGGCUUUUUGCGCCAUAACAUCGGAGUGAUCUCUUCACAGAAUGAUAGAAGGUUGUAUCGUCGCAAAACUGGUACUUGGUAAGUCUUAAAAUAGGGUAGGCGCAUUUAGGGAGAGCUUCGAUAUAAUGCGAAAGUGACAACGUUUUCGAUAGAUUGCUGCUUAAGUUUAAGUAGCACUUCAGAAUUACUCAAUUUGCUAAAUUUCUGACGAUAACUUGUUGGAUGAAGUCUUGAUGGAUCGAUAAUUCUCGCAAUUAUAAAAUGUCAACAAUUGUCAUUUGGUAGAUCUGUCUGUCGUGUAGGUGUUUACAGCGCUAGCUGAAUCUGAAUCAGUCCAAAUUGAAACUCCAAGAUUGAGUUCUUAAUUUUACCAAAUAGUGAUAUUUGAUCAAUAUCAAACAUUGUAUGGCUAUUUAUUUUACUCUCGUAAAAGUAAUAGCAACUUAUACUAUUGAGAACAACAGAAAUAAUUACUAUACACAUUUGAUUAAGCUCCGUGAUAUUUGAUAAAUUUGUCGCACCUCAGAUGCACUGCCUUUUCUCUUGUUAUAUCACCUACCUAAUACUCUUAAAUCUGAUGGUAACAUAGGGGGCAAAAUUACUAAAUGCUGGUUGACUGAGACAGAGGGGAUUUUUCCUUAAAUUUGGUAAUUGCCCUGGGCAAAAUUACUCAGAAUUGAAAACAUUUAAAAAGGCUUAACUCUACCUAAAAGUAUUACAAUUGCAUUUAUGGCUAAUAUUUUUUAGCAGGGCUUGUUUCAUUGCUUUGGUAUUGUGGUACAAAAGUAAAUUUCAUUCAGGUAAUUGUUCAUUUUUCAGUUUAUUGAUGCUAAUGGAAUACUGAAUUGGCUUCCUAUGAAUUUGUGCAACAGCAUGUGGUUUUUUACCUUCUUAAUUAAAGAAACAUUUCCCUUUAUAUUAUAAACAAGUAACUGCAUAUUUCCUUGUAAAAUUAAGGAUGGAUUUCACUUGUGUUUUCAGAAGUUGCAGAAAAAUCAAUGUGCUAAUCAAGCAAUUUCAACAAUUUCUGAAAACAUGUGUGAUAUUUAUCCUUAAUUGUAAUCAGAGUAUGUAAUUACCUUUACUAAUGAGAAAUGCUAGCUCUAGAACCUAAUAUUAUGUAAGAAGUCAUCCUCUGUCUUGUUUUGUUGCUAAAAAAUGGGUGCACACUUUGCAUAAGCUUGCUAUGGCUAUGUUGACAGAAGUCCAGUAUCACCGUCUCCUUGUUGGUUCUCAUCCAAAUGGGGUAGAAGAGAAGAGCUUAACAUUUAUAGCCACUCUAAACCAAAAAUACUCUCUAGAGGGAUUAAACUUCUGAAGCUAUUUGAGGCCAAAUUUUGCAGCACUGUUAUGAGUAGCUUUUUCUUAGAAUUUGUGCCACAUUCUAUGAGUCAUUAUCAGUUGGAUAAGUUUGUUAAAGACUUUAGUCCUACUAUGUUUUAUGACCAAAUAUGAGGGCUUUCGAUCCUUCAUUUUCACCAACAUCUUUUAUUUAUGAUAUACAUCAGUAUGGCUGUAUUAGUAAACAGUGUUACCCCUUAUUUUCAGUGUGACAAGUAAAAAGAAAUUUUCUUUCCAGUAGAACAAUUGUUUUACCUGUUGAAUUUUUAAGAAUUACUAGCCAUUUUAGGCAGGAGGAAGAGCUACUGAAGGCAGCAAAUUUUACUGGUUACUUCUUGGAAAGAGAACACCGAGUAAAGCAAGGUUUUGCCUGUUUUAAACCCACUGAGAGAGAAACUGUUGUAUGAAAUCUAAGGUUUUAGAAUUCAGACAGAGUUAUGGAAGUACAAGACCAAAUAGAAAGAUGGUUACUUCUUGGAAAGAGAACACUAAGUAUGGUUUUGCAUGCUCCACUCGGGACAAAUGUAGAUGUAAACCAGUGGCUGUAAAUGCCUCUGGAAAAAAAAACAACAACAACAACUGGUGAUCAGCGCAUGUGCAGAAAUGUUGGAAGUGCCUUUUUGGAAGAUAUAUUUUAUAUGUUGGAUAAUUUUUUUUUUUUAUCUUUUGAGUUUUUCUAGGAUUAAUGUGCUUGAUAUGUUUCACAAAAGCUAUGUGAUUUAAAUUAUAACAAAAAGAGCCUCUAUAUUACAUGUGAUUAGUGCCUUGGGGAAAAAAAGUGUACUGUAGGGAAAUAAGUUUUUAAAAUAUAUUUUUGCGAAAGAGGGGUUGAAACAAAACUUCACCCCACUGGAAUUAAUGAUUUAAUUUCAUUCUAGUCUUGUUGCUAAAUUUCACAAAAUUUAUGUUUGUUUACUUCUUGGAAAGAGAAUACUGAGUAACUGAAGCGUGGUUUUGCAUGUUCUAAACCCACUGAGAGAAAGGCUGUUGUAUUUAAAUCCAAGGUUUUAGAAUUCAGAAACAUGUGAAUGAAAGUGAUCCUCGCAGUAAUGUGCACUACUUAGGCAGUAGUGAAAAUAAGGCCUGAAAAAAAUUCAGGCCUGUACAGGAUUUGAACCCAUGACCUCUGCGAUACUGGUGCAGCGCUCUACCAACUGAACUAACAAGCCAACUGGGAGCUGGUCAUGAUGUUGGUUCUAAAUAAACCCGUGAAGUAAUGAAUAAAUGGUUAAGAAUAUAUGAAAGUCAUAUUUUUAAUUCAGAAACAGUUAUGAAAGUACAAGACCAAAUAGAAAGGUAUAAAUAACUUAGUGAAAACAGCAACUCUUUGAAUACUGUGAAAUUGGCCACAGAGCUGCUACUCCUGCAAUUAUCACAGUCUGGUUAAAAUAGAAAACAUACUGAAAAAAAAAAAAGAUUUUACUUAAUCUAAUUUAAUUUGGUGUUGCUACAUCCUGCUGGUAUACAGGUAUUCCUCUGAUGCAGAGAGUAAUAAUUCAAAUCAAACAACUUGAUUGAAAAGCACAGUUGAAGAAAGUCACUGUUACAAAUUUGCUAUUUGAAAGUAUGGUUGCCGGUUAAACUAUGAAUAAAUGUAGAUGUAAACCAGAGGCUGCAAUGGCCAUCAUUUGGCCUUCCAAAUGGAAACAAAGCAUCAGUGAUUUUGUUCUGUAAAUGCCUCUGGAAAAAAAAAUUAUAGGUGAUUAGCACCUGUGCAGAAACGCCGGAAGUGUUUUCUUUUGGAAGAUAUAUGAUAUAUGCUGGAUAAUUUUAGACUUGGGAUUUUCAAUCUUUUGAGUUUUUCCUGGAUUAAUGUGUGCACAAAAGCUAUGUGAUUUAAAUUAUAACAAAAAGAGCUGUAUUGCAUGUGAUGAGUGCCUGGGAAUCAAACACAACUUGAUUGAAAAGCUCAGUCAAAGAAAUUCACAGUUAUGAACUUGAUAUUUGAAAGUAUGCUUGCUAGGUUAAACUCUGGACAAAUGUAGAUAUAAAUCAGAGGCUGCAGUGGCCAUCACUUGGCCUUCCAAAAUGGAAACGAAACAUCAGUGAUUUUGUUCUGUAAAUGCCUCUGGAAAAAAAAGACAGGUGAUCAGUGCAUGUGCAGAAAUGUUGGAACUGCCUUUUUGGAAGAUAUAUGAUAUAUGCUGGAUAAUUUUAGACUUGGGCUUUUCUAUCUUUUGAGUUUUUCUUGGAUUAAUGUGCUUGAUGUGUUUCACAGAAGCUAUGUGAUUUAAAUUAUAACAAUAGCAACCCCUACUUUACCUGCGAUGAGUGCCUUGGAAUCAAACAUAACUUGAUUGAAAAGCACUCUUGAAGAAAUUCACAGUUAUGGAUUUGCAAUUUGAAAGUAUGCUUGCUGGGUUAGACUCUGGACAAAUGUAGAUAUACGCCAGAGGCUGCAAUAACUGUCACUUGGCCUUUCAAAAUGGAAACAAAGUAUUGGUGAUUUUGUUCUGUAAAUAUCUGUGGGGAAAAAAAACAGGUGAUCAGCACCUAUGCAGAAAUGUUGGAAGUGCCUUUUUGGAAGAUAUUAAUAUGAUAUAUGUUGGAUAAUUUUAGACUUAGGCUUUUCUAUCUUUUGAGUUUUCUUGGAGUAAUGUGCUUGAUGUGUUUCACAAAAGCUACGUGAUUUAAAUUAUAGUUAAAAGAGCCUCUAUAUUACAUGUGAUGAGUGCCUUGGGGAAAAAAAGUGUACUGUAGCAAAAUAAGUUUUAAAAAUAUAUUUUGCUAAAGAGGGUUUGAAACAAAACUUCACCCCACUGGAAUUAAAGAUUGAAUUUCAUUUUAGUCUUCUUGCUAAAUUUCACAAAAUUUACAUUUGGCUGCUCUUGUUCCAAAUUUGAAAUGUUCUCCAUUGAGGUAGGAAUAUUUUUUGUGUCUUUCAUGCCACUUUAAAUGAUUAUAUCCAGCUCACAAGCACAGUAAAUGGCUAUGCUAUAUCAUGGUAAUAUAACUAAUGUUUCUGAUGUAAGUGCUGCUCGAAAAAGGAUUACUACAAGGCAAAUAUCAAUACCUCAGCGUAAGACAGUAUAGCAUGAAUCUAAUGAAUCAGGUGUAGUUUUGGUUGAUAGUAAAAUGUUCUGUAAAAAUGUUCUCUCUAUGAAAAGCAAUUAUAGUUUCCUUCAGGAAUAAAAUCAAGGUUCAGUGUAUUCCAGAUAGCAUGAUUUUUUUUUUUAUCUCUUGUUAUUCAAGUGAUAUGUUAGUAUUAGUUAGUAUUGUAAAGAUAAAUCAGCCAUAAAAUCAUUGAGAACUUUGGGAGAUAAACUGAGCUUUUGUGUUAUAUAGCCAUUAGAACAAAGAGGAAAUGUCUUUGGUGUGAAUCCUCACAGGAAACUUAGAUUUUUUUGUUGUCCAAGCCUUUUGAUCAACAUGUAUUUUUUUUUUAAGGGAAAAUAUUUGAAGACAGAGUGUACCAAGAAAUAUUGCACACUACCAUAAUUAAAGAAUAUAUGUGGCCUUAAGCUCCAUCAUGAUAUUGCGUAAGCUGCUAAAUUAUACUUUUUAAAAAUGGCAAUCAUUCAAUAUCAAUUGUCACUUGAUACCAUGUCUGAGAAAGUGUCAAGAACUGUCUGCUACUCUUGUAAACAGGCAGAUUGCCAAACAUGUGACUGAAAUAAAUGGUUUUUUUUAAGAACACAACGGAUCAAGAAAAAUCCAGAGAUAAUAUGGACACUUGAUAUCAUGCUUUCUAAAAAGUGCUUAAAAUUAAAAAGAAAUCUCAGGUUUUUUUUCCUCUUUUCAAAUUUGGGACAAAAUUUGGUUUUACUUUAUAAAUCCUUUAUUUCCUCCUAAAAUGUUAAGUAAAAAUUUUUAACAUAAGAGGAAAGAAACAGAAGUUAUUUUUAGAAGUUAAAGGUAAUGUUUUCACAGUAUGGAACAACAUGUGCAGCCACUGUAAUUAACUUAUUAUUACUUAAUUCAUCAGGAACUUAAUUUUGUUAAAAUGGAACAGACAUAUUUUGUAAAACUUUAAUUUUGCAAUUUGGCCAAAAUAUAUAUUUAUUAAAUGGAACUCCAUUUUGCAAAAACUGUUAAAAUACUGAUCUGCAAACAAACAGCUAGUUUCAGAAUUCACACAACCAAUUUGUAUUUUCCAUACCAAUACUUUCAAAUGACAUUGAAUAAAACUAGAUCAUUACAAAAUCAUUUCAAAAUGAAAGUGAUAACUAUUUGACAUGUUCCUUUGCAACAAAGCAGAGCUAUACAAGAGUAAAUGAAACUGUCUAUUUGCACUCACAGCUGAAGGACAUUGUCAAUUUCUUUAAUGGAUCCUCAGGACAAAAACCUGAUUCACCCUUUACAACCCCAUCAACUGCUUUCUCUCAUAUUUUGGCAAAGCAGCGCUUUCCCACUUUGCUAGUCAAGUGUAUUAAAUUUUGAAUGGUUGAUUUCCACCAAAACUUUUCAAUUGAGUCUAGGAUUUUUAGAUUUUUUAACAAUCAUAAAAAUUGCAGGGAUUAAUUCCUGUGAAAAUAAGUAACAAUAUGGUAGUUGUAGAAUUGAUCUUUUAUCUAUAAGCAUCAUGAUUAUUAGCACUAGAACAAAAUAUCCUUGACCUGUUAAUCUGAGGUGUUUUAAUUUUGGGCAUUUUACACUCUUUGAAUUAAGGUUACCUGAAAGAUGAGGGACUUUACAGAACAUGUGCUGCUUUCCAAGAUGAAUGCUCUCUCUUCUGUGAUGACAACAAGGAACUAAACAAUGUACAUGUUUAUUGCUUUAUUCAGUGUAUGGUUUGAACCCAGGAUUAACAUUUAAUUGGGUUGUCUGUUUUUCUGGGUUAGGGUUUAUUUGAAAAGGACUGUUGUUGGUUGAAGGGAAAGAUGUUUGGAAAACCUCAGCUGAAGUCAUGAUCAGAGUCCAUUUAGGAAUAUUUUGUCAGUCAAGUGUUGUAAGUCUGGUUCCUGAAAACUGGUUAUCAGUUUUUUCCCUGAUGUUACCAGUUACAUGUAUAAGACUUGGGUGAUCACUGCCAUCUUAAAUCUGAGGCUCCCCAAGCUACUUUGGUCUUUUAUUUUCAAUUCCAAGGGCUAGCUGCAAAAUUUUUUACUGAAAAAUCAUCCCAAAAAAAUCAAAGGACAUAUCUUUUUCAUCUGAUCAUCUGCAUGUAAAAUUUCAAAGCUGUCAAAUUCUGUCAGCAUCCAAUCUGCCUAUUAGACCAGCCAGCACAGUUUGCCAAAGGAUUCCAACUCCAAUUUUAAGUUGUGUUAAAGUUUUAGACUCUCAAGUUUUGCAACGAAAUACAAUUUUUGCCUUUCUAGUAAACUGAUUUCAGUUCAAUUAUACGUUGAUUAUAGCUUUUACAACAAACAAUCACAGUUUUGUUUAUUUGGUCAAUUUUGUCCAGUUUUUACUUGGGACAAAUUUGUCUGUGGUGCGUUUGAAGAUUUAUCCACUUCAGCCAAAAUCUGUUAAGUCGCGACAAACAAUCUGCGCUUGUGAGAUGUUGGUGAUGACAGAAAAUUUGUCUAAAUAAACAACUUUUUCAUCAGUGUGGAAAGGCCCUUAGACAAAAUUCAAAAAUAAGUCUCAGACUUGUCGAACAGAUCAUCAGAAAUUCCGAUAAGUUGACAGGAUUGAUAUAUUUAAUAGUUUUCAAGAUCCAAGAGUUUCACAGUACAGUUGUCCUCCCAUGUGCUAAAUGGCAUCUUCCUUUCCUCUAAUCAUAGUACUUAGCCUCUUUGUUAUGUCUGAAUGACUUUCCAUCUACAAUUGCAGGUCUUUCUUACAGCUGACCUUAAAACAAUCUUAGAUGAUUAUUCUCAACUACGAGAAUCAGGUCUGGUAAAAAAAAUUAUAAUUUUUUUUGUAUCUUAUACUUUUUUUUUUUUUUUCAGAAAUUUACUUGAACUUUAGCUUUGCUCAUGCAACAUGAAGGUUACUGUCAACAAAAUGUGGUCAAAAUUUUUGUUGUUGUUGUUUAGUUAAGAGAAAGCAUUCAGUUGAAUUUGCUAAAAAAAGAUUAGAAAAUCUCCAAAAGAAUGCUAGACAUGGCUGAAAGAGUCUUAUAGAGGAAUUGGUAAGAAUAGCAAAAGGGGUCAUAAACCAAACGGCAUCCAGCAGAGUAAUGACCUUUUCCACAGGCUUUUGUCCUGGAUCUUGAUGUGCAUAUUUUGUUUACAUCACAUCUUGCAUUACACAGAAGGGAAUUUCUAGCGCAUCAUGCAAAAAAAUUGAGAAAGACGUGAAAGACUUUGUGACGAGCUUUGCCAGGGGUUUAAUGUUGUAUUUCAUUGGUGGGUGGUAUGACCGCAUCGGCACGUGCCUAAAUGAGGUGCGGAAACUGUGAAUUUCUUUUAUGGCUGAUUUUUCAAGAUUAUUUUUAGGUGACUUACCUCCAUGUAAACAAACUAAUAGGGUAUGUAGAUUUUUCAGAUUUUGAUGAAACUUGGCCAGAAAAUCUGUCAUACAUUAACGCGCCAAAGUGUGUGAGGCUUAAAUUAAAUUAACUGCUGGAUGACAAAACAUGAAUUAUUUUAUUUUGUCCAAUUUCAAAAUAGAUUUUCUCAGGAACCAAUAGGAAUAUCAAAAAAUGUCACACACUUUGUCAGCCUAUUAUCUGCUGAGUGAUGCAGUUCCGUUUGUUUGGCCAUCUGUGGUAAUGUGGAGGUUUGUAAUUCAGUUGAGCAAAUGGCGGCUAAUUGGUGGUUUAAGGCUUGCACACACUUAACACUGUGAAAACUUCUAUUAUUUUCAAAAUCUAUACUUUUAGGCUUAACAAUGAUAUGUAUUUUUCUUUGGUUUCUAUUAAUAAAAGUAGCAUGCGUAGAACAAUUUUUAUUCUGAAUUCACCUUAUUUUGUUGACGGUAACCUUAACUGGUUGUUUUUCCUCAAAACUGAAAUGCUUUUUUAGCAAGUAAACACAAGAAAUUAAAGGGGCUUUUGGGAGAGAUAGUUGGAAUCAUGAAGCUUAGAGGUCCAUUGUUAACAUCUUACAGGAUUGUGGGGGUCUUUAAGGUUUUUUUUGGUUAUAAUUAUGUCAAUCUUUCUCAACAAUGGAGAGGUGUAAGCCCUGUUCAAAUGGUUAUGAUAGCUGAUGAUAGUUUCAACCAUCACAUGUUUGAACACAAACUAUCAUGCACUAUCAUCAGCUAUCGUGUACUUUAAACAUGUUCAAAUUUGACAUGAUAGUUGAUGAUAAUUUUUGCUGUUUAAAUGAGCAGAUGAUAGUGAAUAAUAGUUUUUUCAGUUAGCAGUUUUGCCAAGAAGGGCUCAAACAUAAAUGGCAAAUGGUAAAAUAACCAAAGUAGCCUCCUAAAUUUUGCAGAAUGUCUCGUAGUUCAUUCUCGUCAUCUCCUGGUAGGCUUCAGUAUCUUUAACUGGCAACUUCUGAACUGAGAUUUCAAAUUCCACUGUAAUUGCUGACCUAAGCACCCGUCAUAUUUCUUUACAAUUACGCAAUUACGGGUAGGUUUCAUGAUUUUGUCAUCUAUCACUAACUACGGUAUCCUAAACCAUUUGAACACAAACAUGGUAGUCAAUGAUAGUGAACAAUGGUGAAUGAUAGUUGAAACUAUCAUUGAGUAACAUCAACUAUUAUAACUGUUUGAACAGGGCUUUACACGUGACAUUACAUUAUUAGUAUUUUUUUUUUUGGUGUUUUGUCUCUAGGAAGGGAAAAUGGCAUGAUAAGUGGCCCUGCUGUUUUAAAAUCACUGUGGAAUGAUUUGGAUGUUGUGAUUGGACAAUUGAAGUGAGUGUGACAACCAAAAUGUAUCUUUCAGUAUUGUCAGCCACAGCUUGGUAGCUGGGAAUUAAAAAGUAAUGCUGAUCUUUUGUGCAAGAUUUGAGUCUGUUGGCAGGUCUUGAUCAGGGUUGUUGCUAAAAUUAAAGCUGCUGUCUGAAAUGUCAAGUGAGGUAACUCAAAGCUGGCACUUUGCAUGCAUCAGGUGACCUGGCCUGUUAAUCAAAUUUUUGUCCCAGUUUUUAUGCCAGGCUUUGAAUGGGGGCCCACUAAGCCUCACAUUUACUAAGUGGUGAACACAAGUUAUGGAAAGAAAUCAAGACAUAUGAGAGCUCAAAACAAUGUUUUAUUUCAAUUAUUUUAUUUGUGGUUUUGUCACUAAUACUCAGGUUAGUUAGGCAUGUAUUUUUAAAAAUGUUUUUAAUCCAACAGCAGCGGUCAAUUUUAAAUGAUUGUGAGUGCGUAACUUCAGAAGUGCCUGUUGUGCUCUACUGAGUGAUCACCAACCAGAAAUCUAGCUGGCAAUUACCACUUUUUCAUCCAGCAAAUCUACCCAUCAGAUGGCACUUAACGACAACCCCACUUAAUAGUUUACAAUUACCCAUUUAUGGGACUUCUGGGUGGAGUGAAGAAUUUUGAGAGUACCGUAUCUUGAUCUGGCCAGGCUUCAUGUCAUUCAAAUCAAAUCACUCGCUCCCAAUUCAUGCAUGUUAAACACAAGCCUAUCCCUGUACCACACAUGAAAGGCUGUGUGUGUCUUGAAAGCUAUUGAAUUCUAAUGUUCUCUUUCAUGGUCUUGAAAGUUUGGAUAGAUCUGCAGAAUCCUAUUUGAAUAUUUCAGAAUUGUAUAUGAUAAAAAUCAUAAUUUACCAGUUAAUUAUGAGAACUCCUUUUUCAGAUAUGCUACGAUCCCUUCAAGCACGCCAAAAACUUACACAGUCAGUCAGUCAAGUAAGUUACUUCAAGAAAAAGAGAGUGUGAAUUUCAAACUGCCUCUUAUUACAGAGCUCUUUGAAACCUCCAUGGAUAGUUUGUAUUUAAUGACUUCACUGUUGGUUAAAGAUGUAAUUACCAACAGGUAACUGCAUAAAAUUGAUAAUAUGAAUCACUUGGUUUAAUUAAUACUUUUUUUUUGCCAAAUACUAGUAACAAUAGAAAGCUGCAGCUCAUUUUGGGGGGAGGGGGAGACAGGAACCUAAUUUUCCAUGGAUGACGAGAGACAGAGUUGUAAGCAGAGAGAAAUGAGAUUUUUGUAGUUGAUGAUAUGUUGAAUGCCUCUGAUUGCACUAUCAUAAUAGUACAAAAGAACCCUUAAGAGACGAUUGAAGUGGUAGUUCUUAGUAUCUUGAAAUGACUAUUAUACUGGUUGGAGAAAGUAAUGAUUAUGAAUAUUGUUCUUGUUGUGAUAUUCUUGUUCUCUUAACAGCUCGCACAAGGCGACUUAACAAUGGCCGCUCAAGAAGAAGCUCAUUACCAAAAAGCCAAGAACAGAGAACAACAACCACAAAAAGCCCUUCUCUCCUGCCUCCUGCUAAACCAACUGGAAACACUGCAGCACUUAAACUUCCUUUACCAAGGUUAUCAACCAAUGGAUUGUCAUGGAAUGUGUCACCUUCAUUGAACAAAAAUUCUCCCUUAGGCAACCAGGUUAUAAGUCGUCACUUAGUGAUUCAAAGUAGUCAGUCAAAUGUCAGCAAGGAGCAACCCAUAACUUUACCCAGAGCAUUGACUCCUGUAGGAUCUCCUGUUACAGUAACCAGUCCAUGCAUUGGAGGGAAUGUUGAGCCAGCCAGAACUGUAAUAAAUGUGACUCCAACACAGUCUCCUAUCACCAUAAGGGUCAGUGAUGAACUUGCCAAAAGUGAUAAUGUUGUCCAAGACUUGUUCGAUGAUGUAGUAGCUGGUGAUUCCUCUGGGGGCACUGAGUUUGAUCAGCAGAGAACAGAGAGCACAGCUCCUCCUGUGAUUGUAGUUGAUGAGGAUAUGGACAAGGACCAGACAACAGUGAACAGUGAUGAAGACUCUCUUGCCCACACUCACCAUAACUUGAGCCACGAUGAAUUACAUUUACGCUCACCAAAACGUAAAGGGUGAGGAGGCUUUCAUUUCAUCUAAAGUAUCCGUGACUAAAGCCCCCAGCUUAAAAUGUGAAUAGUUUUUUUGCUUGUUUUUCAAGUAAGGAAACAUGACAUUGUGAAACGAUAGUCACAAGUUCAAGACAAAUUUGAAAUCUGAGUUCCUCAGAAGGAUUCGUACCUUAGAACAUAAUAUUUUGCCAGCAGGUGCUUAGCAAGUUAGGUGGUGGUAAGUUAGGCCACCCAUUAAGCUCACAUUGGACAAGUGCCCUGCAUGCUGUUAACCCUUUUUUCCCUUAGAGUGACUAAUAUCUGAUUUCUCCCUUAGGUAUCACCCCUGAAUCACACAUUAAGGUCAUGAGAAUAAAGGAAAUGAUCACCAAUUAAAGAAGCUCCUGAUUGUUAAACAAAUUCUCCUUGUCAGCACCCUAGGAAUGUAUCUAGAACAGUAUGGAGAAUUUGCAUACUGAUGUUAGGGUGUAACAGGUUAAGACUGGAAUUACUAAUCUGAAAUAGUGAUUCAUGAACUUUGAUUGCAGUCAAGGUGAUAUACAAAUCUGGAUAAUCACUGAUAAAAUAACUUGACUAAAAUCUUUCAAUUUUUUAAUCUGAAUGAUAUAAGAAAUUGUUUUGUCAGUAUUUGUUUGCUUUUCUUUUUUUUUUUUUGUCAUGCUAGAAUCAAUUUAUUAGUUUUUAUUCAUAGGAUUCAGCCAAAGAGAAGAACCCCUCAAGGUGGCUUAGGGUAAGUUACAACAUGUCAUUUUGUGCAGUUGUGGCAAAAUCCCAAUGUUUUCUAACCGUUAAACCUGAUUGUUAAUUCUCCCUCACAGCUGCUACCCAUUUUCUUGUAAAUUAGUUUGGAGAGUUUUGUGUUAGAUCAAGAUAACAACUUCUACCUGAUAAGUUUCAGUAUUCUCAUUAUCUGUUUGCUUGAUAAUUUAUGGAAAUUAUUAUUGAUCACCUCUGGGAUUUAAAGAGUUAAAAGUAAUUAGAGAAUUAUUAACAUAGUAUGGUAAUUAGUUAUGUUACAAUGAAAAACACUCCCCUGCAUAGAGCCAGAUUUGGUUAUAGAGUAGUCUGUCCAAAUUACCUAAUUGUAAUUUUUUUGUAAGUAUUAAAACUCAAAUUUACUCAAAGAGGAUUGUGUUUGUUUGUUUGUUUGUUUAUUCUUCAAAGGACUUCAGGAGCAUCCCCUAAUUCACCCUCUAAGCAGGUGCCAGCGUCUGCAGAAGUUGAAAUGGACCUUAUAUGUUCAUCAGAUGGUCUGACUCCUGUAAGUAUUUAUUAGGGAAGAUGUGCUUUAAAGGAUCAGUACCUAAUUGACAUGAAGAAAUGUGUUCACCCUUUCACACUCAGGAUUAACCAAAAAGGAAUUUCACCUUACAAUAUUUAUACAUUUUUAAGCAUGACAAGAAGAACAAAAAAAAUAUUAAUAAGGGGAUUUUUUUUAUUUAACAUAAAAUCCUGUGAUCUUAAAUUGUAAGGAAUGUUCCAAAGACAGUGCUGAGACUUGGGAGUCAAAAGAUGAAGGUAAAGCAACAUUGUAUCAAAGCAAAUGAUAAGGUGGUGAACUCACUCCCUACACCAUGAUGAAAGCCAAGUUACCUGAACAUGUUGCUGAGGAAACCUUUGUAAUGAAAAGCCCAGUGGGAUACCUGUGAUGGACUCUUGGUACCUGCACAGAGAUACCAACUCACUAAGUUGCUUUAUGUUAAUAAAAAAAAAACCCUCAGGAGAUUCCUAAUGUCUCUGAUAAUCCAACUGGCUAUCCCCCUCCCCCCCCUUUUACUCCCAAAGGCUUCACUUAAAAUCAACUGAGAAUUCAUGCUGUUAUCAGCAGUGUAGUGAUAUUACUCACUUUUGUUGUUAAUCUUUCAAUCUUACAGCAAUCUUUCCUGGGUACACUGCUAAGUACCCCUCUGUUGCAAGAGAAACUUGCAGAAAAUAUCAACAAAGUUGUUGGAGGGUAAGGAACAUUAGUCUUUGCUUCCAGUUACUAUUAACAUGAUCAUAUAGUGGAACUUCAAUUCAGGAAAUAUCCCUUGGAGUAUAAAUAGGGCUCCCUAACCAGAGGAUUCUUUUGAUAAAGGGAACAGAAACAAGUGUCAUAGGAUCAUUUUUUUCUGCCUAGACUAACAUUUGUUUCCCUUGGAUGGAGGUGUCUCAAAAAUAGAAGCUUUUUUAUUAUUUUGCAGCUCAAGGCAGCAGUCUGUUGGUGAUGAAACACCCAUCGAUCAUACUUCACACAGUUUGAUGACAACAGAGGCAAGCAGCAAUGAUAUGCCCACUACAUUAAACCAGGUAAUAAGACAGUUAAAACCAUUUUCAGCCUCCUCUAUUUCCUCAGAUUACUGUGAAUGUGAGGUGGUUGUUGCUUUGGUACUCUUGGGAAAACAUUGGACCUAAUAUUCAAUGUACUAUGUUUGUGUUUGAGCUGUGGCUUGGUCACUGUGUUUCUUGGGUGAGACACUCUCACACAGUGCCCCUCCCUUUCUCCCCCCCCCCCCUCAUGGGGGGUAGGAGCUGUUGCCUGUGCACUGUGUUUCUUGGGUGAGACACUCACACAGUGCUUUUCCCCCCAUGGGGUAGGAGCUGUGGCUGGUCACUGUGUUUCUUGGGUGAGACACUCACACAGUGCACCCCCCACCCACAUGGAGCAGAAGCUGUGGCCUGUGCACUGUGUUUCUUGGGUGAGACACUCUCACACAGUGCACCCAAGGGGAUAAAGAUUUUUAGCCUUGAGAGGAGAGAGACAUGGUGGAAGUUUGUUGUGCCCAGGAACCCUGAGCACAAUUCAAUAAGAUUACUGAAAAUAACAUCAGUGUUUGAGGGAUGGGGGUUGUUUGUGCUGGACCAGUUUCCACCAAGAAGGCACAGGAAUGCUUUAACCCUUCACACCUUAAUACCUGGGACAUGUUUCUCAAAGAUCCCAGUAGCUUAAUGGGCCUGUAAAGCUGUUCUGGUUUCAGUCAAGAUGGGAUUUAAAAGAUUUUGAAAAUUUUACAAUAAAACUGUGAGCUAAAGAGACAAAAUAGACUGGUUGGGUUGCAUAAUUUACUUCUCUAUUCUUUAAAUUUUAAUUUUAAAAUAUGGCUUUGGGCUCAACAAGUUACCGGGACUUUCAAGAAAUGGGCCCCAGUAUCCAUAUUCCUCAUACGGGAGAAAUCGUUCAACAAUCAAAGCUUCUCUGGUUGAUGAUUUUUCCUUUAUUCUCAUGGUCUUAACCCUUUAACUCCCAUGAGUGACCAAGAUAGAAUUUCUCCUUACAAUAUCAAUACAAUAUCAAGCAGACAAGUGAUGAGAAUAAAUCAAAAUCUUAAUUAGGGGAUUAUUAGUUGAUCCACUACCAAAUUCUCCAAACUAACAUCAUGAGAACUAUAUAGCAGACAGUAAGGAGAAUUACUAAUGAGAUCUUGGGAGUUAAAGGGUAAAUGAAUGAUUCAGCAGUAUUACUGUAGGAAGGAAUUAGAUGUUGGUCACUGCUAGGUUAAAAUUCAUGUUGAUUCAUCAAAGAUUGCUCUGCUUCACUUUUGUUAUGUAGGGUGGUAAUGAUAUUCCUGUCAAGGAAAUCUUAGAUUUGAUGCAGGCUGAUCCAGCUUUUGAUGUCCUUUUCUCAGUAUUUGGACUUGGUGAGUGUGAAUUCUUUCGUUAGUGACUUGUACGUCAGAGUUUUCAUUUAAGCAUUUGAAAGCUACAGUAGACUUGUCGACGGGCUAGGCUGUAUUGUGGGGUUUCUUGUCCUAAGUGUUUUAGUGUCCUGUGGGGAGGUAGCCUGUAUAGUCUGCCAACAAUUAUUGUUCGGUCAGUGACUGAUUUGGGAAUCUUGUUAUUAAAACAGAUGCACUAGACGCUUUACCAUCAACAGCCCAUGCUCCAGCAGACACAAGCUUAUGUGCUGAGGUGUCGGCUGAAUCAAGUCGGCCGAUGGAUUCUCUUUGCAGCUUGCCACCAUCAUCUGCUGCUCAACUUCCGGGUAAUGAAAUUAUUUUUAUCUUCCUUAAAAAAGCUUAGAUUUUGUCUUCUAAGUGAAGUUGAAUUUGUAAGAUUCCUUAAUGUAUCGGUAAUUUUUUUUGUUCAACGUGAGGUUGAUGCAAAGCUCUAUUGUGAAACUCAGAAAACCGUGAACAGCAGGAGCAUUUGUGGAAAUUUAAUGAAAUGUCAUUUUUCCUCAAGGAGAAAGUCAAUUUGCUGUAGGAAAACUGAACCGCGAACAGAAAAGCUCUAAGACAUAAUUAAACAGUGAACAAGGGCGACGAUACCGUUUUUCUUAGAGGGAUGUACAACUUAAUAAACUAUAUUAUCAGCAUUGACAUAGUUGAAGGGAAUCGAUAAAUGUAUUGUUAUUAUUAUUAUUUUUCUGUGACAGUGCACAGGCUAUUAUUAUUAUUAUUAUUAUUAUUAUUUUUAUUUUUAUUAUUUUUAUUAAUAUUACUAUUAUUACAUUUAUUAUUUUUUAUGACUAUCUGUAUUGUCAUCAUUAGCAUUGUCAUUAGCUUUUUUAUUGUUAUUUUAAAUAGGUGCCCUCGACGUUUCCUCUUUUCCUGAAGAAAAUCAAUCUCAUUCGGUAACCAAUGCUAACACCAUUUCACCACCAACAUCAAUUCACCAAAGCUUAACCUCGAGUUCCUCGUCCACUUCAGAUUUGCAUCUAUCAGGUAUUUGUCGUUUCGUGUGGAUAUUUAUGUAGAAGUGAAAAUUUAGAAGCGCCUAACACAGUAGAAUAAGGAAAACCAAAUGAUGGUACUGAAGGGCUGGAAACUUGGGCCUUCUUAACGUGUGGGACGGGUAACUUUUCCAUUCGGAUGGGGUAAAUUAUGAUCUCUUUUGUCCGACCAUCGCUGGAUUUCGGACAAUUUCGUCCAAACUCGAACGCUAUCCUCCAAUUUGUGACACUGACGUCCAACUUCACCCCCUUACUUCCGAUUUCUGACGCGAUUGUUAAAACAGCAUGUAAUCUAGGAAACAUUCCCUUCCCUGUUUUUUUUUCGCGCGACAAGAAUGAUACUUUUGGCGACCGUUUUGAUUUACAUGUAAAGGGUUGCCAUACGGUGACUGAAAGAAAAGUUGAGUUGGAACCUUUCAAUAGUUCACCCUACCAACAGUUCUUCCACAAACUUUAAGGCGUCAACAAUCUGAACUCUCUUGUGAGUUAGCCUCGGGUAGGCAGCCCUACAUUACUUCUGGCUGCCUUGACGUGAGCCAUUUCAUAGAAAUCACAUCCAUGUUCUACUUUAUCCGUAAAAACUCCACCCCUCCCCCCGCCCCCGAGUUAAUUUUUUUCAUUUAUUUCUAUUUUUCUUUUCAGCCACUAGUAUCGUCACUGAUGCGUUACUCUUACUGGCCGGCAGCCCGCAGAAGAUUCCUUCUCAAACACAGUCACACUCUGUUCACGCAGUAAGUUAUCAGAGCACUGAGAAACAUUUGCCCAAAACCCCACCCGAGGAGACUACUCAAGGCCAGUGGUCUACAAACAGCAGAGAGUCCAGAGUUAAUUCUUCCUACAAUCGGCCCAGUUUGAUCACGUCAGCCUUUCCAUAUGUUCGUGCGCUCGAUUUUAAUCUUGGAAGAACACCAGAGCCUACCAAGAGGGGUGGAAAGAGAAACAAUAAAAGUAACAAAAGCGUUGGCCAGAAAAUGACAGCAGAUAAAAGCGACAAAGCAUCUUCAAAUAAGAAAAAAGCAAGGAACGUAAAACGAAGUGUGGGAGCUAGUAACUCGUCAUCUUCAUCUUCAUCUAGUACUGCCAUUUGCAACAGUAACGUGCAGUCUGUGACGCCCACGACUGUUUCAAGAAGCAUGAACAUAUGUGCUGCGCAAUCACUAAACAACUGCGCAAGGCAAAGGAAUCUCAUUUCCUCUUCUGUCGUUGAUGUUGUACCCAGUGCUCCUCCUAUCGUUUGGUGUUCCAGUGCUAUGAGCUCUUCCACCACACCCUCUGCAUUUCCAGACACUGUUUGCAGUUCAGUCGUCAGAUCAACCCCCUGCCUGGUAACCUGAUGGGAAUCUCCUCUUUGCAUAGUAACCUCGCCGAAACCUCCUCUUUGCAUGGUAACCUGGCCGAAUCCUCCCCUCUUCUUUCUUACCCGGCCGGACCCCCUCCUUGUCCAACACCAGCGGCAGUUACAUACGUCACUCUAGGAUCAAGGCCUGGCGACUCACCCGUCACAUCUGCCAACUUGGUAGCUGAUGCAUUUACCGCACCUGUCAGUGUCCCCACCACAGCAGCCAGACAGCCCAAAUCCCAUGCCAGUCAUCCGAGCCCAGAGAGCGACAGUCUUGUUCUGAUGAACCCCAUCGGUUCUAGCUUUCACCCUGUCCCUCCUACCGUCAAUUUUUCUACCAGUACCUCAAGUCAUGUACCAUCAACAGUCACUCUUGGCAACAAAGGUUUUGGAUCGUCCCCUUCCUUCCAACAUUUGUCGAGUACCCUAACUGUUCAGGACAGUCCGGUGAACCCAGUCGCAUGGAGCACUACUCCCUCUCCUAAUCUCACCAGUUCAGUCAUUAAUCAGCUUCCGUUACCCACCAGUCUUGCACGCUCUAACCCAGCAAAAAAAUUCGGUGCGUCGCUGUUGUCACAAGCUUUCAACACGUUAACUCCAACGUCUUUAAUAGGAACUGAUCGUUGUGUUUUACGUGAACAAUUCACAGGCUCUUCUACUAAUGAUCGAAAUUCAAUGACUGGUCCAGGACGAAAUGUGAACGAUCCAUCACUGACUGGAUCGGUGGCAAGCAACACAGAAAUUACAACUACAACGACGUCUUCUGAAGCUUCACACUCUUUAAACGCUCCCAGUUCGUUACAAACUUUUGCAGUAAAGCAUAAGAACUCUGAAGAACCUCAAAAAACAAACCAGGUUGCCGAAGAGAGUAAUCUGGGGGCACCAAACACCACGCCUCGCUUAGCUUCAGAGUCGACACUUGAGCCACAAUCUUUAGAAGAAAAUUUAGCAUCUAAAAGUGAUGAAAAAUCACAGAGAAACACUGGAAAGGCAAACGAAAAACAUAACGAUGAAAUACCUCACAAUGGUUCUGUGAAGGAUUUAACGAGUUCAGGAAUUCAUACGGAGGCGCUGGAAAGCAAAAGUGGAAGUACGGAUUCUUUGACAACAAAUCCGGUUAGUGGUGAUCUAACGAAGGAAAACUCCGCAGGGAUGGUACAGUCAGGAUCGAAUUGCGAAUUAGAAGGACGCGUUUCAUUAACGCAGUCAGGGAAAAGACGAAGGGAUUUACUGGAGAGGGAAAAGGUAAGUAGAUGAUAUCGAAAGUAAGAGAGACUGAAUUGCUUUUGUUUUACCAGACUUUGUGGUUGGUGUAGAAAACUCGGGCCACCCUAGUAACCAAUCGGAUGCCAAACUAAAGCCAAUCCAGACUCGGUCAGGCGCGUUUUCCACGUUUACGGCCGUUUACAUAUUUGCGAGGUAACCCGAUCUUGAAGCAGCGCAAGAGUCGCUGGCCGCGAAAACGAGAAAAAGUCAAGUUAAUUAGUUUUCUGAUUUUAAUCUAAGACAGUUUUCUUUACCCUGAACCGUCUUUGUUCUCUUUGUUUCAUUGUUACCUUUCCGCUGCUGUUCUUUCCUGUAAAACCUUUAUUUAAAACUUUAUUGCAAUUUAAUAACACGAUACACAGCACAAAACUAAGAACACAAAUGAACAGAAUUCCUUUAUUUGAUUAUGAAGAAUGUUACCGAUAUGUACCAUAUUGUUUCGUUUUAAGGAAAAGAACACAAGAUCAUUAUCUCGACCUUCGAAGGUUUGUUGCAAUAAAUCUUUUAGUUAUUAUUCAACGUUACUUUUUAAGAAAAAGAACGUACAUUGAUUUUAGAUAAUUUUUACGCAAGUCUAUGUUCAAAACUAUAUUCAGUGCAAAACAGGUCCUCGAACGACUAGCGAUUUAAAUAACAGGGCAGUCGUGCUCUCCUCGACUUUAGACAGCGUUUGGGAGAUUCGUGAAUAGUCAAUGAAGACUGUAGAGAUGUAAAGCGCAAGGGAACCUGGGAAGAAAAGAGACAAGGCAGUCUCUCCCUUCACUGUUUAUCAGCAGAGUGAAGUAUUUGUACGAAGUAGAAACCUGUAUCUCUCAAACCCCUCAUUAUUCUAGGUUUGACAUCGUCCUUUGGCGGGCACUCACUUUACUGCUGUGAUUUCACAGUCCCUACUGUACCAUUUCUGCUGAUCUUAGGACGUCUAGGAGCGAACAGGAUAGCGAGUUUAAGCAUCACUAUUCGGUGAAUGCAAAAAUUGCUCUCUGAUAUACUCACUUUUCGUUUAAGCAAUGCUGUUGAAAAAAAGAAAAAUCUGAACUUCAGUGUUUUAAAGGCGAAAAGAGGGCAGACAUUUUUGCUAUUUUCUAUAAACAUCAUGUUUAAUUUCUCGUUGGAACUUCUCAGUAUGAUUUAUUUGUAUUUGAGAAUGUAUGUUAAUGAUUUCGUUUGCUAUCGUACUCAAAGACGGUUUAAUUUCUUCCUGCGUUCUCCUGUUUCAGAGAUCCAAGACCAAAGGAGGGAACGUCAAUUUUCCAUCAGAUCUGAAUGUGGAAGACUUUUUAUCAAAGCUUCACUAUGAGGUUUAAAAGAUUUCUUUAAUCAAGAAAUUAGAUGUAUUACAAAUUGAUAUUUUUAUUACAAAUUAGAAGAUGUUUAUAUAUUCAGAGAUAUUUUGAAAUAUUUAAGAUGCAUUGUUAUAAAUGAGAACACGCUAAGUACCCAUAAUACUGCUGUAAUGUGCUUUUGGUUAUGUAGUGUACAUGAAAACUGCUUUUGAAAAUGUAUUAGAUCUAAUUGGUUUUAUUUAGGUAAGUUCGCCCUUUAAACCCUAACAUCAGUAUGCAUAUUCUCCAUACUGUUCUGCACACAUUUCCUCACGUGCUAAUAAUAAAAAUUCGUUAAACAAUC